This is a messenger RNA of Acanthisitta chloris (rifleman), 1444 nucleotides long. RefSeq lists its product as uncharacterized. The transcript has 6 exons. The annotation marks the transcript as partial. Gene Ontology annotation, molecular function: protein binding; interleukin-22 receptor activity. NCBI's taxonomy places the organism in Eukaryota, Metazoa, Chordata, Aves, Passeriformes, Acanthisittidae. The record is from RefSeq and is a predicted model, not a curated record.
UUUGUUGACUUUCUCUGCCUUUCCAGAAGGAUUUCUGCAAGAAGCUCCUUAUGACCUACAGAUCAAAUCUCACAAUUUUCAGCACAUUUUGUCCUGGAAGGCAAAGUCUGAUCCAGCUGUGCCAACAUCCUACCGAAUGUUCUGGUGUUCCCACAGGGUCUGGCUGAUUGCUGAGAACUGCUCAGGUGUUCCUCAGCUCUCCUGCGACCUCACAGGGAAUUUCCAACACCGCUCCUUGCCCUAUUCCAUGUUUGUCCAGAGCAUCACAGGAACCCAAGUGCUCAAUUCCACUGUGCUGACCUUUGUGCCACAAACUGACACAAUCCUGGGACCACCAGAAGUUAACGUCAGUUCCUGUCUCAACUGCAUCAAUGUCACCAUCAAGCUGCCAAAGUCUCACUUCAGUGAAAACAAGAAGCUGCUGUCCUUAAUUGAUAUCUAUGAGGAGCUUGAUUACGAGAUAACCCUGAGAUCACUGGAGGGAGAGCACAAGAGACCAAGGGAGAAAACCACUGAAGAAACCUUUAGUACUGUCAUCGAGGAACUGUAUCCCAGUAGGAAUUACUGUGUGUCCGUUCUAGUCACUGCAUCUCUGAACAGGAAUUCCAUCCCCUCAGCCUGGAAGUGUGUCACUACAGACUCUGUGGCUCAGCAAGGUUACUAUGUAGCUGCAGUUGCAGGAGCUAUGUGCCUCUCACUGGUGUUAGCUGUUGUCCUGAAGUGUCUGCAUGCAGGAGGUUAUAUUCUGCCAAAACAUUCACUUCCACAGACCUUGGCCUUCAUCAGGAAGUUGUCCCACUCCACUUGGACAUCUGUGGCAGAGCAAAUAGCCUCUGUGGAGAUCAUCUCCAGAGAGGUUAAGGCCAAGGCCCGCGGUGGUGGCCAUGAGGAGGAGGAGGACAGCGAUGACGCCAUGGCUGACCAUGACUACAUGAGGCGUGAGGUGAUCAGCAGAGUCCUUCAGGCCUCCAGCACACCCAGCACCUUUACACAGCUCUCUGCAGCCUCCACCUGUGAGGACAGCAGCAGCCAAGCAAGUGACAGCCCAGCUGCUGACCCAGAAGGCUCUGAGGAGCACAAGGUGGACCUCGAGGCAGACCAAGACCCAAGGAAUGAGUUGCUGAGCCCUGUCUCAGAGGGGAGUUGCAGUUACCCUUCAAGGCAAGGGAGCAGCACCUGCUUCACCAUUGCCUUACACACGGUGCUGCUGGGAACCUCCGAGGAGAACACGGCAGGUUCUGCAGCUUCCCCCACCCAAGAAGACACAGAUGAGUGGCAGCAUGGCCUUGGUUUGGAGGCAGAGCUUCUGGAUGACACGGGGAGUGUGCAGAAAGCUCUUUGUGUUGGGAAUGACUUCCAUGAAUGGCAAAACAUCUCUCCUCCUGGGGAAAGUGACUCCUCAGACUCAGACAUGGAACGGAACACUGGAUACAUGAGAAGGUGA